UUUUCAUAUGGUUGUUUUCUACUGGAUGGAGUUGCUGGCCAUAUGUCUAACCCCCUUUUUUAUCUGAACUCAGGACAGGCAGUAACCUUUGUAGGGCUGCAGGCGGAGUUAUCGCAUGUCAUAUAAUGCUACACUUGAAGUACAAUCGAGAUAUCUGAGAGGUCUAAAAACAAAGUCUCUGUGCGUUAAAAACGCCAUGUUAAACCUUUUUCCUUAAAAUCACAUACCUCAAGCUCAAUAAGUCAGUAUUAUUUUAGGAUAUACAUGAUAACUCAUUUCAAAUGGUGUAUUAACUACCAGUUUCAUACUUCCACAUUUCAAACAAGGAUUUGACAGAAAUAUCACCAUCAAAUGACUCUGGCUUAACUACUGAUGUCUCAGUUUGUGAUGUAACUGUUCAACUCAUUUUUCAAUGAUAAAAGUAGCUUUUCAUAGAGUUUUGUUCUCUGAGCUGGAUAGUUUUUUCAUGAUGCUAAUAAUAUCGUUCAAAAGAACGAUGAAAACUCCACAAUCAAACCAUCCAAUUUAGAGCACAAAACUCCAUCAAAAUCAUCCACCGAAGCUAAAAAUCUUUACCAUCUCAUAAAAGUAACUACUUAAUUGUUUAAAAGUGAAUUGAAUAAUUUAUAAAUUUAAUAUUAAAUCCCUUAAAUCUAAUUGGUUGAUAUUUUAGUAUAGUUUUAUUUAACCUUACAAUAGUACCUAACCUAUAAUUACAUUGUAUAAAGAGACGGUCUAUGUCAUAUCAGAUCAAAUCAAAUAGAUUCAUUUGAACUGAUCAAUUCCAUAACUACUCAUUAUGACAUUUUGAAUUGUUUCUAUUCUUCAUUUUUGAAUAUUAUUAUUUAAUCAUUAUUGAUCAGUAAUAAGGACUCAUCGGAUCGUUGUCAGUCAGACAAUGAAUUGAAUAAGUUAGACGAAUCAAUUCUUCUUCAGAAAACUGAAAUCUCAAAUAAAUUUAUAAAUUAUAUAACAAAUACUAUUGAUAACACAAUAAAUUCAAUGGAUGAUUCAAAUACAGACAGGAGAAAAGUCACAAUUAGUGAACCAUCAGAUAAGCUAAGUCAAGAUAUUCAAUUAAAAGCUGAACAAAUUCUCACUGAUUUACGUUCAUUACCAUUGAAUUAUCCUAUAAAAAGAAAAAGAAAACCUAAUAUGAAAAAUUUAAGUUCAACUGCACUUAAUAAAAAUAAACAUGAAGAUGAUGAAAUCGGAGAUCUAGAUGAUAAUGAUGUAACUGCUCUAUUAUCUGAUGGUGGAGAUGAUGAUAGCAAUGAUGAAUAUAAGGAAACAUUCCAACUUAUAAAUGAUGAUAAUCAAAUGAAAUCACCGAAUAGAACUAGUUCCAAGAAGUUUGAAAAUAUACAACAUAAAUCAAAUUUAUUAAAUAUACGUUGUGAUAUGUUACAAAAAUAUAUUCAUUAUUUAGAAGCACGUAAAUGUUCAUUAGAACAUUCUAUUAUAGAAUUAAAUCAAUAUUUUGAAAGAAAUCAACAACAACAACAACAACAACGACAACAACAGCAGCAACAACAAAAUAAAAUAAAAGAAAAUGAAUGUAAAAUAGAUCCACAACAAUUCGAAGAAAUACUUACAAAUCAAAGCAUUGCAUUAAUUAGAGAAAAAGAACAAUCUACACAAUAUCGAUUAAAAUAUGAAUCAGUUGAAGCUGCACGUUUUGAAUUAAGUCAACAACUUCAAUUAACUUCAUCUGAAUAUGAUGCAGAUAAGAGAUUUUAUCAAAAACAAAUUAAACAAUUAGAAGAAGAAAUUCAAGAACGAAUCAAUAAAGCGAAUGAUAUUAAAUAUGUUAAUGAACAAUUACAAAAUGAAAUACUAAAUUUUAAAAGUCAAAUAAAUUCCCUUAAAGAGGAAUUAAAACAAAAAGAAUAUGAAAUGAAUAUGAUUGGUCAGUGUUAUGAUCAGAAAAUAAAAGAAGAAAAUGAACAACAUGAGUUAGAAAUUGUAAAAUUACAAAGAGAAAUAACCGACCUAUCAGACAGAACUUCGAAAGCAUCUACAAAAUCUGAAUAUGAAAUUGAUACAUUAAAUACACAUUUAAGAAUAAGUCAAAAUAAAAUUCAUGAUUUAUUAUGUGAAAAAGAAUAUCUCUGUAAACAACUUCAAGAUAUUACUCACAAAUUAAAUAUUAGUAGUCAAGAAAAAGACGAACUACAAAAGAAAAUGGAUAGUGAGUUAUUGAAAACAAAACAAGAGAAGGAAAGUGAAUUCAUGGAAAUUCAAACAAAUUUAAAAGAUCAUAAAAGUAAACUAAAUGAAAUCCAACUAAAAUAUGAUACAGAUAUUGAAACAUUGAAGAGGAAUCAUGAAGUAGAAAUUGAAAAAUUAAAAAUCGAUUUGAAAGGUAAUGAAUCUUUGAACAAUCAACUUAAGUGUUAUAUCAAUACAUUGGAAAAUUGUAUUUAUAAUUCAACACAACAGAAACAAUUCUGUAAUCAACAAAUACAAACUGAUAUAUGCUUAAAACCAAUAGGAUCAAAUGAAGAGAGUCAAAAAUCAAACAAUUUGAAAGAUAUUUCUUCUGAGCCUAAGGUUCCGUCGACUAACUUCCCGAUUGUUAAUAUGAAUAACAAUUCGAAUUUGAAAUAUUUAACGAGUGUUAAUAAAUCUACAGAGACUAGUCCUGCAUAUUUCGAUUCAAUUAUGAAUAAUAAAAAUGUACAAUUGUCAAAACAUAAAGAUUAUCAACAGCUUAUUGAUAAUUAUGAAAAUAAAUUAUCACAUUUACACUUUUGUUUACAUCAAUUACAUCAUGAUUAUGAUUCAUUAAUUCAUUUAUUUAAUAAUACUAUUUAUGGAAUAAUUAAAUUUGGUAAUCGAGAAUGUAAUCGUUUUAGUAAAUUAUUAAAUAUAUCUAAUCAAGAAAUUGAAAUUCCUUCAUCAUUAUUACAUUCAAAAUUAUUCCAUCCAUUGAAAACAUUGAAUCAAAAUGGAAGAAUUUCAAAUUUAACUGAGAAUACUUUAAUUAUCAAGAGUUGGAUAAAUCCAUUGAUAGAUGUAAUUGGUAAAUUAUCAGCCUAUUGUAUAAGAAUAUGUGAUUUAAUUGAAUCACAACAAGAUCAUUUAGAAUGGCAAUCAGAAAAUGUUAAUGAACUUCGUGAUAUAACUAGAAAACAAAUUGAAAUGCAAAAUAAGCAAUUAAUAAAAACACGUAAAGCUAAUUUGAAUCGUUUAAGAAGUUGUUUAAAACAAAACCAGCAUAAUCCUUCAUUAAAUGAAGUAAAUAGUAUUUUAUCAAAGGAUCAUUCGGAUUCAUAUCCUAUGGUAUACACUAAUGGUAAUUCAGAUAAAAAUAUUGGAUCAAAACUUGAUUACAAUAUGUCUACAUUAAAAAAUUCAAUGUAUCCACUUAAACCAGUCGAUUCGAAUUCAUACUUCAAUGAUAAUAUGAAUAAACUAAUAAAAACACAACAUCAUGGCUAUUCUCCAGUAUCUGGAGUGAAUGGAUCAUUUAAUAAAUCACCUCCACCACGUUUACUUCAUAAAAAUAGUAAUAUUUCUCCAUAUGAAAAUAUGAAAUGUUUCAAUAAUAGUGAAAACUCAUAUAAUCAAGAUGGUCAGUUUUAUUCAUCUUUAGAUAUAGAUACUUGUUUCACAAAAUGGUUAAAUGCUGCUUAUCGUCGACAUACCUGCUGAACAACUUUACAUAUCAUGGUAAUUUUGUUUUGAACUCAACAGUUAAAUAAUCGUCGACAGCUAGUCUCAAGUUCAUGUAUACUGUUUAUUGAGAAAGAUUGAGGAUGCACAUUGUUUUUUAUACCCAAACUCAUUGAGGAUUAAAAGGGUAACUAAUCGGUGUAAGAAAUGCCGCAGCAUCUAAAAUAUUUAUAUGGUUGUUUAACAUUAAUUUUUUGCUAGACUUUCUUUAAAGAAUGAACAUUGAAUGCAAUAAUAACAUCUUCAUUCAUGUAUGAAAAGUUAUUGUCCUAUUUGUUCCUACACAAACAUACACAUUCAACUUGACUUUUAUGCUAUUCUGAUUCAAUAAUUUUAAAAAAGAUUCAUAUAUUAUUAUUAUGAAGAGGAGGUUCAAGGGCCCCAUGUUCGAACCCCUCUCCAUUUGCUUCGGUCUGAGCAGUCAGAUAAUAUUAUUAGCUGUUCUACUUGGAGUAUCGCUCAUCCUCAAGUACCCGGUGGAUGAGUUAAUGUAGUGUGUGUGUGUGUGUGUAAUUUUUGUUAUUCAUUGUUGUCUGAUUGUAAAACGUUAUUUUUGAUUAUCUAAUGUGUAUGAAGUGUUUACCAAUCACAAAAUUCAAUCAGCUUAAUACUAUGCGCCCAAUUCCUGUUAAUUAAUAAAAUAUGAUAUUAUCAUCUAGUCUGUUAGUCCCUAUAGCUUUAUUUGUUAUGAAGCUCUCCAACUAUGGAUAUGAAGCACACAGAUUACAGUUAGGUUUUGAACCUGAAAAAUCAUGUCAUGAAACAUGAUUCAUUUAGCAUAAUAAACAUCCUUAUGAAAUGUCACCUCCUUGUAAAAACAAACCACAAAUAUAUUUUCUAAUGAAUAAACAUUUACACUGUCAAGAUUAUUAGAUAAAGAACUUGAAAUAAACAUUGAAUGGACCGAAAUUGAAUGCUUCAUUAGACAAUAAUAUAUGUUAAAAAUGAUGCAUAAUGACUGACUAGGGUUACACUCUUUUCAUUAUAUUUUAUUAGGUGAUUGGAGCCAGUUGGCAAGAUACCCUACACCUAGGUUAUGUGUUAAUUACCACUUGCUCGGAAGGUGUAGUUGAGGUCUUACAGAGCUGUCCUUUCAUCAGAUUCUUAUUUUGGCCAACCAGUUUUACAGUUAGUGAGCUAUUAGGUUAGUGACUAAUGAGAUCUUGAGUUACUGAGACUAGUGAUAACAUUGUAAUUUGGCAGAUAAAACUUCAAUAUCACUAAGGGCUGAACAAACUUGAAUUUCGUUACUACUUAGUGACCGAAUAAUCUAAAUACUGUAUUCAUUCAGAUCACCAUAUCAUUUCACUGUUAUACUAUUUUAUUGUUCGAAUCAGCACUAACAUUCUUGUCAUUUAACUGUUGUUUUAAAUGUGAAUAAUAUUAGUACACCUUAUGCACAAUCUAUAUUCUUAAUAUCAAUAAUUCGUAAAAUGCCAUUAUAACUAUAAUUUUAUGCAUAUUUAUUUAUAUAUCCAUAGACUUUAAAGGUAAUUUUUAUGACAGAAAUAGAUAGAAAAGAGCUCAUUUGAAUAAGAAAUGUUAUACAGCUAUUUCAUCCUAAAUUCACUUGGUAUUGUUUGGCUUGUAUUUUCCC
Molecule: messenger RNA, 5275 nt
Organism: Schistosoma bovis
Lineage: Eukaryota; Metazoa; Platyhelminthes; Trematoda; Strigeidida; Schistosomatidae
Source: the annotation of a GenBank genome assembly